This is a messenger RNA of Lathyrus oleraceus (garden pea), 651 nucleotides long. RefSeq lists its product as uncharacterized. Lineage: Eukaryota; Viridiplantae; Streptophyta; Magnoliopsida; Fabales; Fabaceae. The transcript has a single exon. Bases 1 to 651 code for a protein of 216 amino acids. The record is from RefSeq and is a predicted model, not a curated record.
AUGUCACUCUUAGCAUCUGAGUUUGCAAUGAAGGAUUUGGACCUUUUGAGCUACUUUUUGGGUAUUGCAGUAUCUCGUCAUCCUGAUGGCAUAUUUCUCAGUCAAAGCACUUAUGCAUCAGAGAUCAUUGAACGUGCUGGCAUUGCGUCCUAUAAACCAUCAGCCACUCCUGUUGACACCAAGCAGAAACUCAUCACCUCAUCCGACACUUCUUAUGAGGAUCCCUCCUUGUAUCAGAGUCUUGCAGGGCCCCUACAAUAUCUCACUUUCACUCGACCUGAUAUAUCAUAUGUUGUUCAACAAGUUUGUCUUCACAUGCACGCCCCUCGCACAGAACACAUGCUUGCUCUUAAGCGCAUUUUGCGCUAUAUUCAGGGCACCUUACAUUUUGGACUACACUUAUCCCCAUCUCCCAUUACAAAGCUUAUCUCCUACACUGAUGCUGAUUGGGAUGGAUGUCCUGACACCAGACAUUCUACAUAUGGGUACUGUAUUUUUCUAGGUGACGACCUUAUUUCUUGGUCUUCCAAAAGGCAACCAACUCUCUCCUGUUCCAGUGUUGAAGCCAAAUAUAAAGGGGUUGCCAAUGUUGUCUCUGAAUCAUGUUGGAUUCACAAUCUUCUCAUGGAACUCCAUUUUCAUAUUCCUUAG